Messenger RNA from Lepisosteus oculatus (spotted gar), 481 nucleotides. NCBI's taxonomy places the organism in Eukaryota, Metazoa, Chordata, Actinopteri, Semionotiformes, Lepisosteidae. The record is from RefSeq and is a predicted model, not a curated record.
UGCCCUCUGUGUGCCCCCUGGCCUGUCUGUGGGCCCCCUGGGUGUCCAAGUGCCCUCUGUGGGCCCCCUGGGUGUGUCUCUGUACUCAUGGUGCCCUCUGAUUGGGUCUCUCACUGUCCUUCACUCCCUCAUGGUGCGCUGUCCCUCUCCCCCUCCCCCUGUGCCCCAGGAGAAGAGGGACCAGGCCGAGCCCGAGCUGUCGGAGGCCCAGAAGGCGAGACAGUCGAUCCAGGAGGUGAGGCGCAGCCUGCCCGUCUUCCCCUACCGCGCCGACCUGCUGGCCGCCAUCGCCGAGCACCAGGUGCUCAUCAUCGAGGGCGAGACGGGCUCGGGGAAGACCACCCAGAUCCCGCAGUACCUGCUGGAGGAGGGCUACACCGAGGGGGACAAGAAGAUCGGCUGCACGCAGCCCCGCAGGGUGGCGGCCAUGAGCGUGGCGGCCCGGGUGGCGCAGGAAGUGGGCGUCAAGCUGGGCAACGAG